Acomys russatus (golden spiny mouse) is the source of this 939-nucleotide messenger RNA. Its product is annotated as olfactory receptor 7G2-like. Gene Ontology annotation, biological process: G protein-coupled receptor signaling pathway. NCBI's taxonomy places the organism in Eukaryota, Metazoa, Chordata, Mammalia, Rodentia, Muridae. Gene Ontology annotation, cellular component: membrane. The transcript has a single exon. The record is from RefSeq and is a predicted model, not a curated record. Gene Ontology annotation, molecular function: G protein-coupled receptor activity; olfactory receptor activity. Bases 1 to 939 code for a protein of 312 amino acids.
AUGGAACAAAAAAACCAAACAGCGGUUUCAGAAUUCCAUCUGCUUGGACUGACAGACAAUCACAAACUGCUGCCUCUCAUCUUUACCAUGUUCCUCUCCAUGUAUCUGAUCACAGUUCUGGGAAACUUGCUUAUCUUCAUAACAAUUGGUUCAGGCUCCCAACUACAUACACCUAUGUACUUCUUCCUCUCUAUUCUAUCCAUUAAUGACAUUUGUUAUAGUACAGUUACAAUCCCCAAAAUGCUGGUGAACAUUCAAGCAGAGGAUGACAGCAUAAGUUACAUAGAAUGUCUCUCUCAAAUCUGCUUUCUUUCAAUUUUUGGUGGCAUGGAGAAUUUUCUACUGGCUGUGAUGGCCUAUGACCGCUAUGUGGCCAUUUGCAAACCCCUGAGGUACACAGUCAUCAUGAACCCAAUUUGCUGUGGCCUGAUGAUUCUACUCUCACUUUUCCUUAGCAUUAUGGAUGCCCUGCUGCACAGUCUUAUGGUUUUGAGGCUCUCCUUCUGCACAGACCUAGAAAUCCCACAUUUUUUCUGUGAGCUGGCUCAGGUUAUCAAGCUUGUUUGUUCUGAUACUUUUCUUAAUAAUUUAUUGAUAUUUGCUGCAACUUUUGUCUUUGCCGGUGGUCCUAUCUGUGGAAUUGCUUUUUCAUAUAUUUACAUUGUGUCCUCAGUCUUGAGAAUGCCAUCUUCUGGAGGAAAGCACAAAGCCUUUUCUACUUGUGCAUCACAUCUGUCAGUGGUUUCCUUGUUCUAUGGGACAGGUUUGGGGGUGUACAUCAGUUCUGCUGUAACAGAUUCUCUCGGGAACACAGUAAUGGCUUCUGUGAUGUAUAGUGUGGUUCCUCCUUUGCUCAACCCCUUUAUUUAUAGCAUAAGAAAUAGAGAAAUGAAGAAAGCCUUGAGUAAACUUGCUGGUAGAUUCCUUUAUCUUGUGUGA